UCUUGUUUAUGACACCGACAAUGCACUUCCAACUGUGCGCAGCAUCUCAAAAACUAUACAACCUUUGAAUAAAGUCAAUCAAGUUCAUAACAUAGACUGUAUACACCCGUUAAAAACUGAAUAACUUUAAAUUCAGAGAUGGACCUGUCUCACGAAACGACUUUAGUCUACCUUUGGGGACGCUCCCAGCAUGCAGUUCACCUCCAAUGAAUCGUUUGUUUUCACUUUCACUUUGGGGGAGAAGCCGCCGCUGACAGGAGUGGUGUAAACCCAACGUUCCUUCGCCACCAUGCUAGCUGUUCCUCUCCUCGUACUCCUCCUGCUGGAGGCCAGCGUUCCCUCCCUCGCGGCACAGCUACCGGGCAGCGACGCUGCCGGGACGCCUCCCCCGGCCGACCAAGCCUUCCCCUGGGAACGCAUGAGGCUCCCCCAGACAGUGGUUCCCCUUCACUACAACCUCACCGUCCACCCCGACAUGAACACACUCCGCUUCACCGGCGUGGUCCACAUCGAACUGGAGGUCCUAGAAAACACCACGACCAUCGUCCUUCACAGCAGUGAGCUGCUCAUCUCCAAGGUGACGCUCCUGGUGCCUGGGGGACCUCCGACCCCCCUGCGCUUACUAGAGCACCCUGCUUCUGAACAGUUAGCUCUUCUUUCCGACCGGGUCCUCUACCAAGGCGGGACGUAUGACGUUCUGCUGGAGUUUUCCGCCAACUUGUCAGAUAACUAUCACGGCUUCUAUAAGAGCAGUUACCGUGCGAGCAGUGGGGAGAUCAGGUACGUGGCCUCCACCCAGUUCGAGGCCACCAGCGCCCGGGCAGCCUUCCCAUGCUUUGACGAGCCGGCGUUCAAAGCUAACUUCACCAUUCAGAUCGUACGGGAGCCACGCCAUAUCGCCAUAUCCAACAUGCCCAAGAUAAACACAGUAGAGUUGGCCGGGGGCUUGCUGAAGGACUACUUUGACACCAGUGUGAGGAUGAGCACAUACCUGGUCGCCUUCAUCGUGUCCGACUUCCUGUCCGUCAGCAAGACCACCCAACACGGGGUCAAGAUUUCCGUUUACGCGUCACCAGAGAAGAUUCACCAGACCUCCUUCGCAUUGGACACUGCGGUCAAGCUGCUGGACUUCUACGAUGACUUCUUUGACAUCCCCUACCCGCUGCCGAAGCAGGACCUGGUGGCCAUCCCAGACUUCCAGUCGGGGGCGAUGGAGAACUGGGGUCUGACCACCUACAGGGAGGCAGGCCUGCUCUUCCAACCCAAGUCCUCAGCCUCCGACAAGCUGGGUAUCACCAUGGUGAUCGCUCACGAGCUGGCCCACCAGUGGUUUGGGAACCUGGUCACCAUGGAGUGGUGGAACGAUCUGUGGCUCAACGAGGGCUUCGCCAAGUUCAUGGAGUUUGUCUCGGUGGACAUCACCUACCCCGAGCUUCAAGUGGAUGACUUCUUUCUGGACAAAUGCUUCAAUGCCAUGGAGGUCGACUCUCUCACCUCCUCCCAUCCCGUCUCCACCCCGGUGGAAACCCCCUCCCAGAUCCGGGAGAUGUUUGAUGACGUCUCGUACAGCAAGGGGGCCUGCAUCCUGAACAUGCUGAGGGACUUCCUGACCCCAGAGGCCUUCAAUGAGGGCAUCAUCCGCUACCUCCGUCGCUACAGCUACCAGAACACCGUCAACAGCCACCUCUGGCAGAGCCUCUCCAACGUGUGUAAGUCCGACCAGUUUGAGGUGGGCGGAGUCCAGCAGAAGGCCUUCUGCUCCGAGGGGAAGCUGCGACCCGAGGGCUUUAAAUGGUACACAGACGACGAGCUGGAUGUGGGCACCAUCAUGGACACCUGGACGCUGCAGGAGGGCUUCCCAUUGGUCACGGUGGAGGUGAAAGGUCGCGAGGUCAGGCUCCAUCAGGAACGCUACCUCAAGAAGGACGGUCCCGCCCUCAGCGACGGGUUCCUGUGGAAGAUCCCGUUGACCUACAAAACCAGCCACUCAAACACCAUUCAACGCUUUCUGCUGGAGAACAAAACUGACGUCCUGUACCUGGAGGAGGAGGUGGACUGGGUCAAGUUCAACGUGGACAUGAGCGGCUACUACAUGGUGCACUACCAGGGGCAGGGCUGGAGCGGCCUGACCCGCCUGCUGCAGACCAACCACACGGCCCUGAGCAGCAGCGACCGCGCCAGCCUCAUCAACAAUGUCUUCCAGCUGGUCAGUGUCGGCAAGGUGCCGCUGGACACGGCCCUGGAGCUGUCCUUGUACCUGUCCCGGGAGAUGGAGACCCUGGCGGUCACCCAGGGCCUCAGCGAGCUGGUGCCCAUCUACAAGCUGAUGGAGAAGAGGGACAUGAAGACGCUGGAGAACCAGAUGAAGGGCUACAUCGUGGAGCUGUUACAGACCCUCAUCGACCAGCAGACGUGGAGCGACUCCGGGUCGGUCUCUGAGAGGGUGCUGAGGAGCUACCUGCUGCUGUUCGCCUGCGUGCGCAACCAUGCGCCCUGCGUGGAAAAGGCCAGUAGGCUCUUCCACAGCUGGAAGGCCCUGGACGGCAACAUGAGUCUCCCCAGUGACAUCAGCCUCUGCGUGUUUGCUAUUGGAGCCCGCACUCCAGAGGGGUGGGACUUCCUGUAUGAGAUGUACGGCCGUUCCCCGGACACGUCAGUCAAGAGCCGCAUAAAGACGGCGCUCUCCAUCAGCCCCCUGACGGACAAACUCCACAUACUGCUGGAGGAGAGCUUUCGUGGGGAGGUUCUGAAGACCCAGGAUCUUCCCCAUGUGGUGAUCGCUGUUAGCAAGAACCCCCAUGGCUACAAGCUAGCAUGGGACUUCCUCCGGGCAAACUGGCCGGCCCUGAUCAAGAAGUUUGGGGAGGGCUCAAGCUCCAUAGCCCGCAUGGUGACUGGAGUAACGGACCAGUACUCCACCCCACACAUGCUGAAAGAGGUUCAGGAGUUCUUUGGCUCCCUGACCAAGGAGAUGGGCUCAGAGCUGAGGUGCAUUCAGCAGACGUACGAGACCAUUGAGUUGAAUAUCCGAUGGGUGGACAAACACCUGCCCCUGCUGCAGGCCUGGCUGGACAAACACACGAGCAGAGGGAACACGCAACAUACUCGACACGAGGACCUUUAGGUCCACCCGUUAACACUGGCAAUGGAAGUGGGUUGCCCACUGUAAAGACUACUGUCUAAAUAGACUUUCCCAAAACAUCCAACACUUGUUGUCCGGCUUAAUGAACCAUUUACGAAGGUGUACCACGUGGGACCGUCUGAGUUCCACCUUUUUCUUGUAAAUAGACAUUUUUUUGAGGUCA
Molecule: messenger RNA, 3305 nt
Organism: Gadus macrocephalus (Pacific cod)
Lineage: Eukaryota; Metazoa; Chordata; Actinopteri; Gadiformes; Gadidae
Product: endoplasmic reticulum aminopeptidase 1-like
Exons: 19
Coding region: 290-3124 (944 amino acids)
Biological process (GO): proteolysis; peptide catabolic process
Cellular component (GO): cytoplasm
Molecular function (GO): peptide binding; zinc ion binding; metalloaminopeptidase activity
Source: RefSeq, a predicted model, not a curated record